AAAAAUAUAGAUUCCUAGAUUACAGUCAUGCAUCGGAAUCAGGAAAAAAAUCCGAUGUAUGACAGCGGCGUCUCAUCCAGAAGCACCAACGAUUUUCAGGUGCCUUACAAUACGCCUAACACUGGACGAAGUUUCGUGAACGAUAGAAUAGGAAUAUAUAAUGAUCGCCCCCGCCAGUCCUUGAAGCCUGAGUUGGUCAGCAACACUGGCGGGGCUCGAAGAAGAUUUAGCAACGAGUUUUCACCAGUGUCACCAGAAGCUAAGAAUAUAGAAUCAGUGCAAAUGGUGAGUGAAGGUGGCAAAAUGGUCCCAAGAAUCAUGCCUUCAGUGAAACAAAUUGAGAAAACAAAGCCGCGUAGACUGAAUGACAAAAACGGUGACGAGGCGCCAUCGGGCCCGAAUUCCGCAGAAAAAGCCGCCGCCAGACGCGGAAGGAGCGGUGGGGUCGGUUGGAAGCGGGAGCAAGAUGGCGGAGAGAGUUCGUCGCAAUUACAGAGUCCCCCUUUUGUACCCUUGCCAAAAACCAGUGAUAGCGCAGCGCAGCUCCAACCACAAAUUUCGUCAACAGAGACUUUGUCACAAAGGACCAAUAAAUAUGAAGGAAAGUUGACCGAUAGUAGAAUAAGCACCAUCAAAGAAGAGGAGAAAGUUGGCUCGGAAGAAAGGAUUAUGACAGUAAGCCGUGCUGUAGAAAAUGACGAAGCGGAAUCUGAUACUAGGAAUUCUAGCUCAACAUCAUCGAUUGAUUCUAACAAAUCUUCAACCGUGGAACGUGAUCGCACUUCAAAUCCAGGACCAUCGUACUCCCGUUUUCCAGUGAAUUAUGUCGACCUCAGGAAAGAAGUCGAGAAAUUAAAAGCAGAAGUAAAUGAGCUCAAGGCAAUUGAAAAACCUCGGCUUGAUGCGCAGGACAAGUCGAGGCUGCAACCGGUCUCUUCCCAGCCAUUGAAUGUUCAAAGACUCGUGUCUCCUACCGUCGACGGUAGGAAACUUUCGAAUGAUUCCCGUCCGCAAUAUAGAUUAUUGAAUGACACCAAGGAAGUUGCGGAUGAAUCUCCGAAUAUAAUUAGUAUUAGUGAUCCAAGAAAAAUAUCAAACGCUGGACUCGUUUCAAACUCUUCAAAGCGAGCAAGUGUUUUUCAGCCCAGUCAGCUUGAUAAUAUGCCGGGCAAGCCCAUACUGAGCAAUUCUGAGCUGCCGAAUAAUUCGACUACUUAUAUCAAAGAACAGAUUGCUGGCACUAUAGCUACAGUUCCGAAUGCUACGAAUAAAAAAAAUCAAAACGCAAGUACCCAGGAUCAUCCAAAUCAGACCGUGAACAAGCGGGCUGGUUCCGAACUGGAUAAACCUUACAUGGACCCCCGUAACGCAGACGUCCAAAAAAUAUUCGAUCCGAAAGGCCCCGAACACAGGAAAGACGGACUAAAGCGAAGCAACGUCUUAGCUCCUCCACUCAACGCUGACGCAAGAAGACGUGAAAAUUUACGGAAAAGCACAAAGCUGGUUAAUAAUGAGUCAAGUUCUAAGAAAGCAUGGAAAUCUAGCAAGGGAAGCUAUUGCAAAGGCUUUUUCAAGAGCCUUAUGACAGCCCGUAGCAGUUCACUUAUCUUGCUUCCCUUCCACUGCCUCUUGGUAGGAUUCUUCUUAGUGUACCUCAUCGCCGGGACUCUCAUAAUAGUCGAGAGCAGCGAAGGUCGUGUGGGGGCUUGGCAUUGGUCUUCUGUAUCGGGCGAGACCCGCAGCAGUACUUACGCAGACCAGACAUUUCUGACAGGACGAGCUUUGGUACGUCAAGUAGUGGCUGAGAUGGUGAUGGAUAUUUCAGAAAAUGCGGUUCUCGUACGCAGCAAAGAUGCGAUCCUAAAAAGCAUUUUUCACUCACCGGAAAUGCAAGCGGCUUUCAGAGCCUAUCAAGAUGCGGGCUAUCGCUCGUCUCUGCCCAACGAUGCUGCCCUCAUGACCAUCAGCAAUGAAGUGUACAGGGGCUGGGCUGAACAAGUUAAAGCUCUGCUCGAGAGAAACGACUUUGUGGCUGAUCUAUAUACUCUGGGAUAUCAGGUUUCAACAGACGAUAUUAAAGAUUACUUGUCCUUGAGCAACAGCCUGCCCGGAGGUAUAUCCUGGGACUACCCAUCGGCUUGCCUCUACGCCUUCUCUUUAAUUUCGACCAUUGGGGGCGGGGCUUGGUCUGGAGGCAGCAUACGAGCGUUCGUGGUUGCCUACUCACUAGUGGGUGUUCUGCUUUACUAUUGCAUGAUCGUUGCGUGGAGCAGGCGUAUCACUGAUACGCUCAUCAGGCUGACGCGACUAUGUUUCCCGUCCACACCUGCGCAGAGCAAUGGAGGGAGAGCUUAUCUGUCGCACGACCGUCGUGCUCGAGCUUUGGCGCUGUUGAUCACACUCCUGCUCUUCUGCGG
Hyalella azteca is the source of this 2417-nucleotide messenger RNA. RefSeq lists its product as uncharacterized. The record is from RefSeq and is a predicted model, not a curated record. Lineage: Eukaryota; Metazoa; Arthropoda; Malacostraca; Amphipoda; Hyalellidae.